CCGCCGCCGCCGCCGCAACCCAGUGAGCGAUGGAUCCCCAGGACUGUCCUUGUGCUACCGGUGGCUCGUGUACCUGUGCUGGCUCCUGCAAAUGCAAAAACUGCAGCUGCACCUCUUGCCAAAAGAGCUGCUGCUCCUGUUGCCCAACUGGAUGCAAUAAUUGUGCCAAGGGCUGUGUCUGCAAAGAGCCAGCAUCCAAUAAAUGCAGCUGCUGUCACUGAAAUGGACCUCUUCUGUGCUCUUGGGAAUAUUUGUAUGCAACAAAGUGUUGUUCCUACAGUGGUGAUUGUUGUACAACUAUGAGUGUGAGGAAUGAAAAUAAAGGCUUUCCUUGAGAA
This is a messenger RNA of Malaclemys terrapin pileata, 338 nucleotides long. RefSeq names its product metallothionein. The coding region runs from base 30 to 221 and encodes 63 amino acids. The record is from RefSeq and is a predicted model, not a curated record. Gene Ontology annotation, molecular function: metal ion binding. The transcript has 3 exons. Lineage: Eukaryota; Metazoa; Chordata; Testudines; Emydidae.